AUGAUUUCGCUCACCCAAGACCAUAUUGAUCAUCUCAACAAGACACUUGUGAAGCUCUCAGCACCCGAAAUAUUGACUUGGGCAGCUAUCACAUUCCCUGGUUUGCAUCAAACUACGGCUUUCGGCCUCACUGGCCUUGUCAUCUUGGACAUGAUCUCCAAGACGAACCCAGUAGACUUGAUUUUUAUUGACACAUUGCAUCAUUUUCCUCAAACGUAUGACUUGGUUGAAAAGGUGAAGCUGAAAUACAAUCCUAACUUGCACGUGUUUAAACCACAGGGUGUGACAACUGAUUUGGAAUUCACUGAAAAACACGGCGACUCAUUGUGGGAAACCAAUGAUAGUCUCUAUGACUUUCUAGUUAAAGUUGAACCAGCUCAAAGAGCUUAUGCCGAGUUGGGUGUUCAGGCUGUUCUUACAGGAAGAAGAAAAUCGCAAGGCGGUGCUCGUGCUGCACUCCCAGUUAUUGAGGUUGAAAAGUCUAGUGGCAUCAUCAAAAUUAACCCUCUUUGGGAUUGGGAUUUUGGUCAAGUAAAGAAGUACAUCGACGAGAACAACGUGCCGUAUAAUGAAUUGCUAGAUAUGGGCUAUAAGUCUAUCGGGGACUGGCACUCAACGGAACCGGUUGCAGAAGGAGAAGAUGAGAGAUCGGGAAGGUGGAAAGGAAAAGCAAAAACAGAGUGCGGAAUUCAUCAAACCUCUCGCUUUGCUCAGUAUAUGGAAAAAGGUGUUCCCUCAUAA
Molecule: messenger RNA, 741 nt
Organism: Metschnikowia bicuspidata var. bicuspidata NRRL YB-4993
Lineage: Eukaryota; Fungi; Ascomycota; Pichiomycetes; Serinales; Metschnikowiaceae
Gene: MET16
Product: phosphoadenylyl-sulfate reductase (thioredoxin)
Exons: 1
Coding region: 1-741 (246 amino acids)
Cellular component (GO): cytoplasm
Molecular function (GO): phosphoadenylyl-sulfate reductase (thioredoxin) activity
Source: RefSeq, a predicted model, not a curated record